CCAGGCCCCGCCCCGCCCCGCCCCCCAGCAGCGUCCACCCGGAGGCUCGGGCGCGGCGGGAAGCGAGUUGACCUUUUCGAGCCUCCGGGGCAGGAGCUGCGCCCUGUCGGCCGCCGCUGGGAGCCAUGCUGAGGAGCUGCGCCGCGCGCCUGCGCACCCUCGGGGCCGUGCCGGGACCCGCGCGGAGGUCAUUUUCUUCUGAGAAAGCCACUCAAAAGGACUAUUCACUCCCUAACCCCAGCUGGACCAAGGACAUAAGACUCCUUUAUGACCAGUUCAUGAAGAAAUGUGAAGAUGGCUCCUGGAAACGUUUGCCUUCAUAUAAAUAUACAAAGUUUGUGGAAGAACAAACGCCAAAGGCUCAGAUCUUCACAAGAAGCCUUGAGGAAGGCCUGGGCUUCGAAUAUGUGAUGUUCCAUAAUGAAGCUGAGAAAAGAGUAGUUUGUGUUUUCCAAGGAGGUCCUCAUCUGCAAGGAAACCAUGGAUACGUUCAUGGAGGUGCCAUUGCAACCAUGAUUGAUAUUACAGCUGGUACAUGUGCAGUUUUAACUGGAGGAUAUGCCAUGACUGCCAAUCUAAACAUCAAUUUUAGAAGACCUAUCCCCCUUUGUUCUGUUGUUGUGAUAAACAGCCAAAUUGAUAAAAUUGAAGGAAGGAAAUAUUUUAUUUCCUGUGAUAUUCGCAGUGUUGAUGAGAAGACGCUUUACUCAGAGGCCACGAGCUUAUUUAUAAAGCUGGAUCCUAACAAAGCCUGAAAUAAAAGAUCUUCUGGUGGGGGCUGGCAUUGUGGCAUAGAAGGUAGAGCUGCUGCCUGCAGUGUCAGCAUCCUAUAUGGGCACCGAUUCGAGUCCUGGCUGCUCCACUUCCAACCCAGCUCCCUGCUAUGGCCUGGGAAAGCAGCAGAAGAUGGCCCAGGUCCUGGGCCUUUGCACCCACAUAUGAGACACAGAAGAAGCUCCCGGAUCCUGGCUGCAGAUCGGCCCAGCUCUGUCUGUUGCAGCCAUUUGGAGAGUGAACCAGCGGAUGGAAGACCUCUCUCUGCCUCUGCCUCUGCCUCUGCCUCUCUCUGUAACUCUGCCUUUCAAAUAAAUAAAUCUUUUUUUAAAAAAAUCUUCUUGGUGAAUUCCACACUUUUGUGCAUCAGGCCUUCCCUCUUCCAGAUGAGACCGAUGCCCCCACUCCUGCCUGCUCACCCUCUGAUGAACCCCCAGGAGGAAGCCUGCCAACACUGGCCUUCCUGAACAGUCUUCUGAAUAUGACAGGAGGAGCUCACUUUCCACCAGAAAGACUGCUGAGAUGUGUGCGAGCUCCUCGAAGCUGUGCAAGAGGGACAUCUGCCCCACCGCAGACUGAAGAAAGGAUUGUAUUGAAACUUUUACUGAAAAUUUGGAAAUGCUAGAAAACCAAGUGAAGGAGCAAAUACAUGGGAGUGCAGCGGGUAUGUACAUAUGCACACACGUUGAAAGCUACAAAGCUGGCUUUGGUUAUCUGAACAAACCUUUUUGGCCAGAGUAGGAAACAGUUCCUAUAGACGUGGAUACCUCAAGUCUGUUCUCUGGGUUUCUAGGAAUUAAACUAUUGCCAUUUGGGACUGUAGCAGGUAAAGCUGCCGCCUGCAGUGCCGGCAUCCCAUGUGGGUGCCAGUUCUGUCACCGGAUCAAAAAGCCGUGGAAGCCAUGGGUUCUGUCUUCAAGCAAUAAAGAGUUCAGGCAUGAGACAGAGAGCGAAGUGAUAAGGCUUUACUGGGAAUAGGGACAGAGAGACAGUGCCCAGUCACUCGGACUGGGGGAAAACAAGGUUACAUGGUUGACUGGAGAGCAUGCCCAGAAUGCACCUGGGCAGGGCGGCUCAGCAGAGAGGUGAGCAGCAGACUGUUUGGACUCCCUAGGUUUUUAAGGGAGUCUGUUUACCUACCUCCUCCUCUCCUCCAGGACAAAGGAUGGCUAAGUCCUAGUGGAAGGGUUUAUUGGGUGAAAAUUAGAAAAUUCCUCCCCAGAUUUGCUGGGCCUGGGCAAAAGGGUUACCAUUAGGGCAUCUAUGAAGGUUUUAUUGCCCCAUGUUAUCAGGUCAGGUAACCUCUUUGGUCCUGAGGAGAGAGAAUUCCUGGGAGCUUUCCUUGGAGAAGGGCUGGGACCACCUGGGAGGUUAUCAGGGUCUGGGCAGGACUUUGAAGUACAAAAAUGCUGGGCUUCUGGAGCUUCCGCAGUAGGUGCUGAUCUUCAGGCCUGUCUCACACACACAUAGGGUAAAUUUCUGACUUCCCACCUAACAGUUCAAAUCCAGUCCUUGGGCCCCUGCCCCCAUGUGGGAGACCCGGAAGAAGCUCUAGUUUCUGGCACAGCUCCGGCCUUUGCAGCUAACUGGGGAGUGAACUAGCGGAUGGAAGACCUCUGUCUCUCUGCCUCUCCUUCUCUCUGUGUAACUCUGACUUUCAGAUAAAUCUUUAAAAAAAAAAAAAAAAAAAAGCUGUCAUUCGCCAUUCUUAACAUAGGCUGUGCUGUCCUAUCUCCCCACCUAUAUAGUCUCUCAUCAGUGGAAGUGCUCCGUAACAAAGUACCCUACACAGGAUGGCUUACACCAACAACAACUCCAUAAUUCUGGAAGCCAGAUCAAAAUCAAGGACUUAACAAGGCUGUGCUCCCUCUGAAGGUGCUGGAGGAGGAUCUGUUCCAUUCUCUCCCAGCUAGGAUAGCCACAGGCAAGCUUUGGUUUGUAGAUAAUAUCUCCGCAAUCUUGCAUCUUGUGUGACAGUCUGUGUGACUUUGUCUUUCCUUGGUGCAUAUCUGCCUCUGUGUCUGGAGUUCUCCUUCUUAGAAGAACACCAGUCAUAUUGUGCGGUCUAUCUGAAUGACCUCGGCUACCUCUGUAAAGACCCUGUUUCCAAAUAUGGUCACAUUACAAGGUCCUGGAAAUAAAGACAUCAUCCUAUCCUUUUGGAAGGAACAUAUUUCAACCCACAGAAGAGCCUCAGACAAGACUAAAAAUUAAUUGGGAGAUUAAUAUUCUGGAAAACAUUCUGUUUGCUACUGUAGGCACUAGAUUCUUUAAGUGUCUCUUUUUUUAUUUUUUAUUUAUUUCAGAGGUAGAGUUACAGAGAGAGGUCUUCCAUCUUCUGGUUCACUCCCCAAGUGGCUGCAAUAGCAAGAGCUGGGCUGGCUCUCCCACAUGGGUGUAGGGGCCCAAGCACACACUUGAGCGAUCUUCCACUGCUUUCUUAGGCCUCAAACAGAGGGCUGAAUCAGAAGCAGAGCAGCCAGGACACAAACUGGCGCCCUUAUGGGAUGCCAGCACUGCAGGCAGAGGCUUAGCCCGCUACACCACAGCACCAACCCCAGGCAGUAGAUUCUUUGGGCUUCCUUUCUUGCUUUUCUUUCCCCAUAAGACGUUUAGGCUGAACCAUGUGAAAUUGCCAUUUUUGAAGUUGAUUGAACAUCAACAGUUUACUGUUCCAACCUUGUAACUUAGGGAUAGCCUGUAUCACUCUACCUAGAUUUCCUUCUGUUACCGGAGAAUGACAGGGUUCUUGUCUUCGUGCAAGAAAGAAUUCAGGCGUAAGACAGAGUAGUGGAAAGUAAAAAGUAGCAAAGUUUAUUAGGGUAGGGACAUCUGUAAGAACGGAUGGGCACCUCUCCAGACAGGACCUGAGAGUGCCCAGUCACUCGGACUCGGGGUUGGGGGGGAGCGAGGUUACAUGGUUGAGUAGAGAGAUUACACCUGACCAGGCCAGGCGGAUGACUCAGCAGAGAGGCAGAGGGCUGAGAGCACAGUCUGGUUGAGGCCAGGGGUUUUUAAGGAGAUGGGUCUUUGUCUUCAUACAUCUCCUCCUGAAACAAAGGAUUUUAUGGAUGUAAAUGUUAAGAAGUUCCUAUCUGAGUUUUCCCUUGAAGGUACAUUUCCUCCUCCUGAGUUUUCCCUUGAAGGUAUCAGACAGGAGGAAGGGUGAGCAGGACCCCCUAGAGAAUCAGGAUCUGGAACAGGGUGUUUGAAAUGCAAAUACUGGGCUGCAUCUGGGAGAUUGUGGAAGAUUUGUCAGGCAGAAGGGGUGGGGACCUCCACCUGGCAGAUUAUCAGGUAGAAGAGGGCAGGGCAAGAUGCAAAUACUGAGCUGCCCCUGAAACAUUAUCAGGAUGACUUUGAGAUGCAGAUGCAUAUGCUGGACAUAGUCUUCUCUUUAGGCCUGUUACACACACAUAAGCUCAUAUCUAACUUCCUACCUAACAUUCCCCCCUCAAGAGGCAAAUACCCAAAAUUCUUCUUUGGGAUUAUGGGUGGAGUUCCGUUUUCUGUAACUUCAUCAAAGCUGGCAUGUGGGUGUCACAGAGGAUUUGGGUAUCUCCUCUUGCUAUCUGUCUUAUGGUAUGCAACAGUGGCUUUGGAAAGACUGUCCUGCUCAGUCCAGAGGGCUGCUCAGGUCGUCCAAUGGAAUGGGCUGGAAGCCUUGUCUGACGACCAUUUGGAGUUUGACAGCUUUUAUUCUGUUAGAGACAAAACGAACAAGGGCAUUAAAAACACACGGUCCAAAGAGAAGCAGCAAGAUUAUGGAAGUUAUUGGGCCAAGGAGAGGAAAUAGCCAAGAUUUCCAUGACCAGAUGUCAGGCCAGAAAUCCCAGCCCUGCUUGGCCUGUUCCUGGAGGUGCUUGGCUUUGUCCAGGAAAGUACGAAUUUGGGUUUGUACCUGUCCAGUCUGAUUGCCCCAGAAACAACACUCUUCUGGAGCAUGGCACAGACACCUCCCUGAGCAACAGUUAGCAUGUCUAAUGCUCAUCUGUUUUGGAGAACAACUGCAGCCAAAGAGUUGAUCUGAUUUUGGAGAGUGAAGAGAGAUGCUGCUAUUUGGGUGUUAAGACCAGCCAGUUCGGAGGAGAGGCUAGUAUACAUGUUGUUUGCUGAUACUGCACCUGUUGUGCCUGUAGCAACUCCUGCCACUCCAGCCACCCUGCUGACCCCUACCAGGAUGGGGAUCAGGGGGGGAAUCCUCUUGGAAAGUCGAGAAGUAGUGUGUAAGGGAAUCGGUAUGGAAGCUGAAGCAUUAGCAACAGAUAUAGUAGACAGGACAUAGGCCAGGGGACAGAGCCCUGUCCAGUUAGAAGGUAAGCAUUGGUAAGCAAGAGUCCCACAGACAAAGUAUAUCCCCCCUGUGGGAGGGAGGCACCCAGAGAGGUGGUGUACGCUAAGUUGGGAAUUUUCAGUAGUGGUGCAUUUGAAGAAGUAUGUGGCAGCAAAGGAAGCUGCAGUUAGCAGACUAAAACAUGGGGUGUUGUUGUGGGAAGUAAAAAGUAGCAAAGUUUAUUAGAGUAGGGACAUCCACAAGAAUGGACGGGCAGCUCUCCAGACAGGACCUGAGAGAGAGUGCCUGAUCUACAUUUAGGUGGGGGGGUGGGUAAGGAGAUAGGUCUCCUCUUCACACAUUUCCUCCUGAAACAAAGGAUUUUAUGGCUGUAAAUGUUAAGAAGCUCCUAUCUGAGUUUUCCCUUGAAGGUAUCAGACAGGAGGAAGCCUAGCUGGUGUCAUCCUGGGUUCAGAGGAAGGGUGAGCAGGACCCCCUAGAGAAUGGGGAUCUGGAACAGGGUAUUUGAAAUGCAAAUACUGGGCUGCAUCUGGGAGAUUGUGGAAGAUUGUCAGGCAGAAGGGGCGGGGACCUCCACCUGGCAGGUUAUCAGGUAGAAGGGGGCAGAGCAAGAUGCAAAUACAGGGCUGCCCCUGAAACAUUGUCAGGAUGACUUUGAGAUGCAGAUGCAUAUGCUGGACAUAGACGUCUUCUCUUUAGGCCUGUCACACACACAUAAGCUCAUAUCUAACUUCCUACCUAACACUUCCAUAGCCAAAAGGUCAGCUGGAGUCCUCCACUGCCAGAACCAACCUCCCCUAGAAUGACAAGGUCAGAGGAGGAAUCGAGUCCCUGGAAACUUUGUCUCUAUCGCCCCCUACAGUUCCUAAACCGCAAGAAGGGGUGCAGCAGGUGAGGGUGGGGGAAAUGCUACAAAAGUGAAACUGGCAGAUCCUUCCCCCUCUUAGAGCUUAGGAAAGUGCCCUUGGGAGAUGGCUGAGCUCUCACAACUGGAAAUAACCUCUCCUUAACCCUGUCUCCCUUCAAGCAGGCUCCUAAGACGGCUGUAACUUACAGCUCGCUUUUCAUGGAAGCCAGCCAUGUUAAGAAACACAAACUGAAUGAAUGAGCCAGCCCUGCUGUCUGGUUUGUAGAAAAGUAAGUUCAGGUAGUGAGGGUACUUCAGCCUCCGUAUUUGAUUUGCCAUCCCAGUGGGCAUGCAAAACUGUUCUAGCACACCUGCCUCCCCCCCCCCAUAAAAGACCUAACUGAAAGAAUGCCAGAUGACCAGCUUUUCUUCCUACUAAAGAUGCUCUCAGCUCUCUGUCUGUAUUUUUCCUUUUUCUACCUACUUGUACAGUUCCAGUUCUCACCCAAGCCUGAUCUCGCCCAGAGAGCAUUGCAGCAUGUAAGCGAGACCACACAAGACCAGGCGCUGGUGACGCAGUCUCCCCGUCGUCAGGGAGGAGUAAUGGUUUCUUUGGUUGUAUUUGUACGGAAGGUGAACAGUCAGGAGGAAGGAGCAGUCAGAGUUGCUGCCAGCUCCCUCCAGCCCUGCUGACCCGAUGGGACUGUUCCUCACCGCCUGUUUCCCCCGCUCUCCACUGGAUGGGAAGCAGUAUUUUGAGUGAAGAUUAGGAAUUCAUGGUUAGUGUUAAAAUACCUUUGAGCUAUCAGUGCAAACAUAACUAGGUAGUGGGUUUUCACUCUUACUGCCAGGUUUCUAAAUACCUAAGGAACACAAUAAUGACAGUCAUGUACAAAAAUACAUUAUUGGAAGAACUGAAAAUAAUGUAAAAUAAAGUUUUUUCUCUAGUGGGAAGGUGAAAUGAAACAAAAUGAAGUCAAGAAAAAUGUUUGUGCUGUAUUAAGGAAGCUCAUGCCUGCCAGGUUCCUACAUCCCUCCUCUCUAAAUACCCCUUCUAAAUACCCCGAUCUUGCCUCUUGGGGAUUUUCAACCCAAAUUAUUGUUCUACCUAUUAACUCGCCAUCAUAGAACUCUAGGCAAGCAUAAUUUUUUUUUAAGAUUUGUUUUAUUUACUUGCAAGGUACAGUGCUAGGGAGUGGAGAGAGAGAUCAUCCAUCCCCUGGUUCACUCCCCAAAUGGCCACAACAGCUGGGUCUGAGCCAGGCCAAAGUCAGGGGCCUGAAACUCCAUCUGGGUCUCCCACAUGGGUGCAGGGCUUGAGCCGUCUGCUGCUGCUUCCCCAGGUGCAUUAGCAGAUAGCUGGAUCAAAACUAGGGCAGCCAGGACUUGAAGCAGCGUUCCGUUGUGGGACGCUGGUGUCACAGGCAGAGGUUUAACCUGCUGCCCCACAAUACCAGCCCCAAGCAUAACUUUCAGUACCAAAUAUACAGUAUUCUCUAAGUUAGGGCCCAGCCUAGUGGGUGAAGCCAGAGUCUGCAAUGCCAAUAUAUGAAAGCCUAUUUGAUCCCAGCUGCUCCACUUCAGAUCCAGCUCCCUGCUAAUGGACUGGGGAAAGCAUUGGAAGAUGGCCCAAGUACUUGGGCCCCUUGCCACCCAUGUGAGAGAUCUGGGUGAAGCUCCUGGCUAUGCCUGGCUGAGCCCUGGCCAUUGUGGCCACUUGGGGGAGUGAACCAGCAGAUAGAAGAUCUCUCUCAUGCUCUCUCUCACUCUCUGACUUUUAAAUAAAUAAAUCUUAAUAAAAAUCUCUAUGGUGCAGACAACAGAGAAAUCUCUUGAAUUUAAGUCACUAAAAAUGAGUCAUAGGUUUUAUGUCUCAGGUUUAAAAUUUUUUGAUAGUAUUCUUAGUCUCCCACUACUGUGGCCAGUUUAGAAAUGAAGAAUUGGCUUAUUCCUCAUCUUAAUUAUGGAUUUAAAAUUAGAGAGGUUUCAGGCAAAGAUACCUCAAAGGAAAAAAAAAACUACAGACCAAUAUCCCUUAUAAAUAUGAAUGCAGAAAUCCUCAACAACAUACUAGCAAACCAACUCCCAACAGCUCAUUAAGAGUAUACACUAGGAGGGGCCAGCGCUGUGGUGCAGCGGGUAAGGCUGCUCCUACAGUGCUGGCAUCCCAUAUGGGCACUGGUUCAAGUCCCAAAUGCUCCAGUUCUGAUCCGGUUCCCUGCUAAUGCGCCUGGGAAGGCAGUGGAAGGUGGCCCAAGUCCUUGAGCCCCUGCACCGGUGUGGGAGACCUGAGGGAAGCUCCUGGCUCCUGGCUUCGGAUUGGCCCAGCUCUAGCCAUUGCAGCCUGUGGGGAGCAGCCCGGACUGGACUGAGUUACUGGAAUUAAGACUUAUUCUAUGCAUCUGCUCUCCCACAAUAUGGCGCUGGGAGAGAAGUAAACAGCUUCUGCACAGCUGCCUCCAGUUCAACCAAUAAACUGUAGGACUUGCUCCUGAUUGGAGGAGAGCAGCGUACUCGGCGUGUGGGCAGCCGAGUUGGGAUUGGCAGAGGAGGACUAUAAAGGAGGAGAGAGACGGCAUGCACCGGGGAACAUCUAAGGGGAACAUCUAGCUGAAGGAACACCUGUGCAGCCCCCGAGAAAGCCGGCCGGCGGUGUGCCGCUCCCCUGCGGAAGUGGGGAAUGUGGCCAGGGGGAACUGCCCUUCCACGGAGGUGGAAGGGACAGUAGCCAACCCGGGAAGAACCAGCAGCAAACCCGGGGAGGGCCGAGCAGACCAAAGAACAGCGCAGGGUCCUGUGUCGUUCCUCCACGAAGAGGGGGAGCGACAGCAGCCAUUUGAGGGGUAAACCAGAAGGUGGAAGACUUUUCUCUAUCUCUAUCUAUCUAUAUCUCUAUCUCUCUAUGUCUAUCUCUCUGCCUCUGCCUCUGUCUCUGCCUCUCUGUAACUCUGCCUUUCAAAUAAAUAAAUUAAAAAAAAAAAA
Messenger RNA from Oryctolagus cuniculus (rabbit), 8897 nucleotides. RefSeq names its product thioesterase superfamily member 4 (gene THEM4). NCBI's taxonomy places the organism in Eukaryota, Metazoa, Chordata, Mammalia, Lagomorpha, Leporidae. The record is from RefSeq and is a predicted model, not a curated record.